AUGUUGUUCCCGUAUGCUAAAUCAUUGACGCUGGCGCUGGCGUUUAUCAGUGCUACUUCCGCCAUUCCAGUUGAAAAUCAAGAGCCCGAAAAUCAACGGCUUGAAACACGAGCCAAAAAGAAGCUGUCGGGAAAAAUGAUCAUUGGAUAUAUGACUGUUUCUAAAAGCAUAGCUAGAGAUUACAAUAAGCAUGGAACCAUUACUUGGGAUGAAAAGCGCGACCGCAAGUCCGAUGAUCGGCAGCAGACAGGGCCAGGUAUAUAUACCACACCCGUAAGAGGACAACAGGAAGGUGGUAAAAACUCUUGGUAUUGUGUGAUCAAAGCCGAUCGAGCCGCCAUGGAACGUGUUUCAAAGAUCUGGGUGCCUAGAGAAAAUAAGAAGGAACACUUGCAAUCCCUAAUUGGUUACAAUCCAACCCUGUGGUGGCGAAGUGAGGACACCCUCCAUAGUUAUAUUACAUGGAUGGAAGAUUCAUGGGAUUCUGGGAAGACACUGCGCAUGUCCAUCGUUUAUAAGCACCCUGAACAGGUCCAGAUGUCCAUCCCCGAAAACCUGGUCAAUGCGAAAAAUGGCCACAUGGGCUUCACUGCGUUGUGCGUUACUGACCAAGAGAACCUGCCGAAUGAGAAGGUUAAUUAUGAUGAUUGGCAUGAAAAUAUUCAGGGGAGUCGGACAUAA
This is a messenger RNA of Paracoccidioides brasiliensis Pb18, 681 nucleotides long. RefSeq lists its product as uncharacterized. The record is from RefSeq and is a predicted model, not a curated record. Bases 1 to 681 code for a protein of 226 amino acids. The transcript is spliced from 3 exons.